AUGACGAUCAGAGAUUCUUUGUCCAACCGCAAUGGCAAGAAGUCAGCAGAUGCCGGUGCAUCUCUCCGGCACCAGAAUUACAGGCCGUUCGAAACCCCCGAACCGAAUAUUGUCUUUACAGGCGCCGUCCCCACUCACUGGGCUAUGAUGUACGUUGACAGAUCCGGAAUCGUCAAAGAAAUGUCAAACCUACCUACACCCGUCUUCGAUGCUCGUACGCGGGAAGCAUUCGCAUUUGCACACGGUCUUUUGCCGAAUAGACACAAUUCUUUACCUUCUCCGCAUACGGCCUACAGUCCCGGCCACAGGGGACAUUCCUCGCGUGCAGGUCGAUCCAAGCGGCGAAGAACUGCACUUCGCGAGGAGCCACUGGAUGUCGAGGUGGUUGAAGCUUUUGAAGACACAGAAGAUCAGGUCCCUCUAGAAAUCGGUGACACGAAGAAAGUCACCGAGUUUUAUACAAUGGCUUUCAAACGAUUGCAACAAAUCAACUGCCGUUUACUGGCUAAGAACCUGAUCAAAAUAAUUGAGCCUCGUAAGCAGGUCAGACACCCAUAUAACGGUGGAAGAAAACCAGGCGGGGCACCUGGUGAGAAGGGAGACCCCGAAGACACAAAGCCUGACUGGUGGCCUCGCGAUGUUAUACACAAGGAGCCCGAUCAUAUCAAGAAAGAUUAUCGUGUGAAGCUUCUUGUUCAUCUUGUCCAAAACCUUCUUCCUAUGGGAAUAACAGCCGAUAUACUCGAAGAAGCUGUCGGUGAUACCAGAAGACAUCUCGUACCCGAAGAUAAAGCCGAGGAGAAAGCUUCAAUGUUAGAAGAGAUAAUCCGCGUCAGAAAGAUUCAAGAGCGGUACCUGAGGAAUGAAAUUGACGGAAGCACUCAGGUUUACGUUACCGACCACGACGGAGCUAGGAAAGAAGAGCCCGAAUCCGACGAUGAAGGAGAGUCCAAAGUGAUGACUCCUCCUCGCACUGCCAGUUCCUCACCACAGAUGGAGCACGUCGAAGGCUCCCAGAGUCCUCUAGACGUGACCUCUAUACCCCAGCACAUAUCACCACUGGAGACUACCUCGAGCUUCCAGAUGCCCGCCGAACUAAACUUUACGAACUCGGGACAGCGAACACCAGAAUUCGUAUCUACGCAGCCUGAAUUUGGCCAUGGGAACUUGGCUAAUGCACCAAUAGCAGGCCCGCUGCUGACCCCCACUCACAACGAGUUCAUAGAUCACUCGCAAUUUGCAGAGGCCAGUCCCACAAACCAUCUACACGCUGUUAGUCCGGCUCAUGCACAAGCGGACCCCUCUGCGUCUUUUACGGGCUGGUCUCCCGCGUUUCAGCAAACAAUGUUUUCACCAGUCGACUUCAGUAACGGAGCUGGUCGUCAAAUGCCACCUCACAUGGUGUAUCCGUCAUAUGGACCAUAUUCUUCACCUCAAGAAGUUCCCCAAACUUUUACAGUCCCAGAACUUUCACGUCCUCGAGACUAUGACAUGGCAAACAUGUACAACCUCCCUUUCCGAACUGGUUCUUUGAGUCACCCACACAUUGUGCACCACCGCGACAGUGGCGAUGUCAAGCCAGGCAUGUAA
Talaromyces marneffei is the source of this 1590-nucleotide messenger RNA. RefSeq lists its product as uncharacterized. Bases 1 to 1590 code for a protein of 529 amino acids. NCBI's taxonomy places the organism in Eukaryota, Fungi, Ascomycota, Eurotiomycetes, Eurotiales, Trichocomaceae. The transcript has 4 exons. The record is from RefSeq and is a predicted model, not a curated record.